Messenger RNA from Sebastes umbrosus (honeycomb rockfish), 1736 nucleotides. RefSeq names its product sarcolipin. The coding region runs from base 497 to 592 and encodes 31 amino acids. The transcript is spliced from 3 exons. NCBI's taxonomy places the organism in Eukaryota, Metazoa, Chordata, Actinopteri, Perciformes, Sebastidae. Gene Ontology annotation, molecular function: enzyme regulator activity. The record is from RefSeq and is a predicted model, not a curated record. Gene Ontology annotation, cellular component: membrane.
UAUAGAUGGGGAACACACCAGUGGUUGAGAUUGUUUAGUUGGUGCGUGACAUCAGUCUGCGUGUAUGUGAAACACGGGGCGGUCCGUAGAGGGUGGCUACUUUAGGAGCAGGCCCUUGCCCUGCUGACUGCAGAGAGCUGGACAAACGGCAAGAAGGUCAGCUGCUAGUAAAUGCUGCGGAGGAAAAGAAGAAGUGCCACAAUAGAGAAGUUUCCAGUAAGAAGACAAGAGGUCAAGUACUACUGGAACACAUAAGAUCAUCUCCUCUUCCUGUUCUUCCUGUUUAUAGUGAGAUCACUGCCAAAAAAAGGAAAGGAAAGAUCUUCUCGUUCCAUAUUCUGCCCCUCGACCACUCCGAUCUUCAAAUCUCGGCCUCUUAUGCAUCCCCCGCUCCAACUGCAAAACAAAAGGUCCAGGAGCCACACCUCUUUAAAGACAUCCAACACAUCUGCAUCUUUUCUUCUUUGCUCCUCCUCUCCUCGGGUGUGACACCACCAUGGACCGCUCGGUGAAGGAGCUGUUCCUCAACUUCAUGAUCGUCUUAAUCACCGUGCUGCUGAUGUGGCUGCUGGUGAAAACGUACCAGGCCUGAACCAUGGAGCAACAAGAGAGGAGAUGAACGAGAGGAAACAGGAGGAGAGAUGUGUGUGUGCGGAGGGAAGAAGAAGCCAGCAUGGUUAUCGUAGGACUAUGCUGCUGAUUGAUUCUUGUUCAGACAGUGUUUACAUCUUUUCAUUAUUUGGUCCAGAGCUCUAUAUUACUCAUAUGAGGUCUAACACUAUGUGAUUACGACAAACAGGGCAGAUUGUCUUGGAUCAGUAUUUGAGGUGUUUUUUUGAAUGUGGCUUUGAAUCUCUGGCAAGAGCCAAACGGGAAGUCACAGUAGAGAUGGGAGGAUGAAUAAAAAUAAACAAAGUGAGAGCCAUAAAACACUGUAAUGUCAAUAUAAACUAUAUGCAGUGUGUCAUUCACGUGACCUUUGAUACAGUGAAAUGCUGUUGUGUCUAUUGUUCUGUUUUUACUAAGUGAUGAAUGUGUCAAAUGCAGAUAUUGUAUCUGCUCAAAGAAGAAAACAUCAACACAAAUAAUGAAGCAUAAUAUUUAUGUUCACUUCUUGCCAUUAAACAGUCUUUCAUUCGUUGGAUUAUUUUUCUGUUUCAUAUCACAAACGUAAGUUGUAUUCAUGAUUUACACCAUGACGCCCAUGUUUUUCUCCUCCUGGUUUCUGAAAGUUAUUGUGUUCUUUGAAGUGUUUUCUCUUCUAUAGUUGCACAUUUCAGCGGUUACUGAAUAUUAUCAGGUGGUAUUGAUCACAUGUACAGUUAUAUAUCAUGAGAGGAGAAACAGGGCAUGCAUGAAUACAUGAAACAGAAUAAAGGCAAAUAGUUUAAAAUGAAAAUCCACCUAGAUAAUUUACACAGUUUUGCCAUCACAUUAUUUUAGUUGAGAUUUAAAUAGUGUAGGUCUUCAUCAGCUAGAAGAAAAACAACUGAGAAACAAAAAUCUGGAAUAUAAUAUUUUAUAGUCCUAAUGACAAUAAAAAUAAAGUGUAUUUUCUAAUCUGUACUAUCAAGUAAAGCACAUUUAGUUGAAAGGGACUUAUGGGGUGUUUUGUGAAAUGUUGUCAGAACAAAAUCAUUUGAUCUGUUCAAGAUGCAAAAUCCCCAAAUGCAGGAAAAAGACACUGAAUUCCUCCUGAAGGCUGUAUAAAUGGACCAUCAAUAAAGUCUCAUUUU